Messenger RNA from Entelurus aequoreus (snake pipefish), 3147 nucleotides. Its product is annotated as xaa-Pro aminopeptidase 3-like. NCBI's taxonomy places the organism in Eukaryota, Metazoa, Chordata, Actinopteri, Syngnathiformes, Syngnathidae. Gene Ontology annotation, molecular function: metalloaminopeptidase activity; manganese ion binding. The record is from RefSeq and is a predicted model, not a curated record. Gene Ontology annotation, cellular component: mitochondrion.
GGGAACACUUGCCCCCGAUUUCUGACUGCUCGGACUAUUUCUACAAAGCAGCACAACCUUUACUGUACAGCCAUCGGUGUCAUUUUCGAAGUACAUUUCUAUUAAACCUGUACAUAAGAUCUUACACAAAUAACUAUAACGUUUAACGUGAAUUGUCGGCAUUAAAGGAGGAUUUUGAUUGGACCGAUCAUAAAACCGGAUGCUGGGAGACAAAACUCAGGGCCUCAAUUUCCCACUCACCGAGCUUGAGAAGGCUGUUAGCGAGCAGCUAGUGAGCCAUAAGCGACAUGUGUGGGUGACCUGAGUGUUCGACGAUGGUGACCUCGGCUGGGCGCCUUCUGAGGGCUGCCGCCAAACUGCUGUCUGCAACACGCUGGAGUCCAGGAUGUGUGUGGUGCCCGUGCAGGAACAUUUCUGUGAAACCAGGAGGUUUGCAACCAAAGACACUUCCUGCUCGUUACCUGGGUCAACCAAGCCCGUUCACCCAUCCACACCUCCUCAAACAUGGUGAGGUGACCCCCGGCCUGAGUCAAGCAGAAUACGAGCUGCGCCGACACAGACUGGCCUCCCUGGUGGAGGCUCAGUGGGACAGGCUUGCCUCCGACAGCAGCCAUGUGCUCCUGGUUCUGUCCCACCCCACCCGCUACAUGACUAAUGACAUCCCCUACCCCUUCCACCAGAACCAGGACUUCCUCUACCUGUGUGGCAUCCUGGAGCCUGACAGUGCUUUGGUCCUGUAUGGGAAAGGACGACCAGACAAGGCCAUCUUGUUUGUCCCACGUCGAGACCCAGGCAGGGAGCUGUGGGACGGCCCGCGGUCGGGGAAGGAUGGAGCGGCCGCUCUGACUGGCAUAGAGAGGGUCCACAGCACAGAAGAACUUGGUCUUGUUCUCAGAAGCAUCAAAGGCUCCACGCUGUGGUACGAUAGUUCCAGUCCGUCCCACCCUGGCCUCCACCAGGCCCACGUCAGUCCCCUUCUCGAGGCGGGGCCGAUGCCACGCCCCCUGAGACCCCUCAUUCAUUCACUCAGGGCCCUUAAAAGUUCAUCAGAGGUGGCCCUCAUGCAGGCGGCAGGUCGCAUCACAGCACAAGUGAGCUUCAGGAGGACAAUGGCUGUGUCUGGAGAUGUGGAUGAAUCUUUGCUCUACGCUAAGUUUGAUUUUGAGAACCGACUCCAUGGUGCUAAUUUCCUGGCAUAUCCACCGGUGGUAGCUGGAGGGAAUCGUGCCAACACUCUGCACUACAUCAACAACAACCAGAUGAUUAAGGACGGUGAAAUGGUGCUCCUGGAUGGCGGUUGUGAAUAUUUUGGUUACGUCAGCGAUGUUACCCGAACGUGGCCGGUAAACGGGCAAUUUAGCGCUGCCCAGGCAGAACUUUAUGAAGCUGUUCUGGAGGUCCAGCUCUCCUGUUUGUCCCUGUGCUGCCCAGGUGUCAGUCUGGACCACAUCUACAGCACCAUGCUGGCCCUGCUGGGCAGACAGCUCAGGCGACUCGGCAUGGUCAAGGCCGGGAGCAGUGAUGCCCACGCGCUGAAGGCUGCAAGGCACUACUGCCCCCAUCAUGUGGGACAUUAUUUGGGCAUGGAUGUCCACGACACUCCUGAACUGUCCCGCUCGCAGCCUUUACAGUCUGGAAUGACCAUCACCAUAGAACCAGGAUUGUACAUUGGUGAGGACAAUGAGCAGGUCCCGGAGCGUUUCCGCGGCAUGGGCAUCAGGAUCGAGGAUGACGUGUUGAUUCGGGACAAGGGGGGGCCUCUGAUUUUAUCCUCAGAUGCCCCAAAGACCAUCGCUGAAGUCCAGCUGGCCUGUGCCCAGAGAUAGGGCAGGGUGAGACAGGUGAGGUCUGCUGCUCAGCUGUCUCCAUGGUGAUGAUCCAGGUACAUCCAUGACUGGCAGCACAAUAUUACAAAUUGCAUAAAAAUGUCAAGACUAUUUUGGUUCCUUGACUUGUCCCCUUUUUGCCAACAUUGACCUUGGAAUCCAACUCUACAAACAUCUUAAUGAUCAUUUGUCAGAUCCAGUCCCCGCAUUUGAAUUGUUUUGCACACACAUAUGCAUCCAUUCACAUGAAAUGUUGCUUAUCGUAGGUAUUCCCCAGACAAUCUGUACCAUGUCAAUAGGAUGACUUAGCAGGGGUGUCAAAGACAUUUUAGCUCAAGGGCCACAUGAAGGAUAUCUAUUCCCAAGUGGGCCAGACUGGUAUAAUUAUGACAUGAUAACUUAAAAAUAAAGACAACUUCCGAUUGUUUAUUUUGUUUAAAAAUUGAGCAAGCACAUUCUAAAAAUGUACAAAUGAUAAUGAGGUUUUUUUACACUUACAUGUUGCGGUGAAUAGUAUUCUGUUUUCAUUUGUCUUUAUUUAUACUUUCUGAAUAAAUGAUGUGAUUAUGUUCAUCAGUCAAAUAGGUGGAAUUGAGUCUGGCAGAGUUUUAAAAUGUUGCUUUUGGUAUUAAAUUUUUAAUCCAUCAGAAGAUUAAAUAAAUACAUUAAAAUCAAUGUACAGGAUGUUGUUAAUGUAAUUGACUCAUUUUCCUUAACUUAUGUACUAACAUGUAGUUUAUUCUGUACAUCAUCUACAACUAAACCUUUCAAUUUGGACUCAUUGCAUGAAGCGAGAAGGGGAUACGUAUUAUUUCUACAUUUUGAUGUGUGCCCACAGUCAUAAGUACAAAAGGAAAUGUUCAGACUAUCAAAAGUAUUUAUUUGGGUAUAAAUAAAUGUCACAUAUUUGACUAACAAUCCAAGUUUUGUUUCCUAUCACUAAUAAGCAGCAUGAAUAGUGGUGUCCAAACAGGAAGUGUUGCCUCUAUCUUAACACAACACAUAGCUCCGCCCCCUUCAAAGUCACUCUCCAGCAGGGCUUCCUAAGAAUUGCUAUUGCGACAUCUAGUGGACACAUUUAGAACAGCAGUUUAUUUCAUCCCAAAAAAUCCGCUCAUUUUUAUUCUUAGCAAAGCCAUCUCACGGGCCAGAUAAAAAGCUGCUGUUGGGGCCGCUCCGUAUGUUUGACACCACUUUGAGUUAGUGUAUAUUGGCAGAAAUCUGCCUUAUUGAUCCAUAUAUAUUUGACAUGUCUUUAAAUAUCACUUUUGGUCUUUCAAAUGAUUAAAGAAUUUUAAUUUUGGUUUAAUCCAAAAACCUU